GUUCAGUCGCACACGUGAAGGUCAGCAAAAUCAGCCACCCGGCUCUGAUCAUUAGGAUUAAUAUCGGCCCUCCGGCUUUGUUUAAGGGAGAAAUGGACGGUCAGGGAGCCACAGCCGAUCCUCAGCUGCAACAUUUUAUCGAGAUCGAGUCUCAGAAGCAGAGGUUUCAGCAGCUGGUGCAUCAGAUGACUGAGGUUUGCUGGGAAAAAUGCAUGGAUAAACCAGGACCCAAGCUGGAUUCCAGAACAGAAGCAUGCUUCGUUAACUGUGUGGAGCGGUUUAUAGACACCAGCCAGUUUAUCCUCAACAGACUGGAACAGACUCAGAAGAGCAGGGGGGGAUUCUCCGAGACAAUGUUGGACUAAAAAAACUGACAGUUUGUGCAAACAGCCUCAUGACUGGGUGCUCCACUUCAUCCCGACACAGCUGUCUGCAUAGUAAGCUGGGGAGAAGAACUACAGCCAGUGUUACCUUUAAAAACAAGUGCCUGAGAUUAAAACCAUGUACAGAU
Molecule: messenger RNA, 511 nt
Organism: Cyprinodon variegatus (sheepshead minnow)
Lineage: Eukaryota; Metazoa; Chordata; Actinopteri; Cyprinodontiformes; Cyprinodontidae
Gene: timm8a
Product: translocase of inner mitochondrial membrane 8 homolog A (yeast)
Exons: 2
Coding region: 93-365 (90 amino acids)
Source: RefSeq, a predicted model, not a curated record